Messenger RNA from Hevea brasiliensis (rubber tree), 555 nucleotides. RefSeq lists its product as uncharacterized. The transcript has a single exon. The coding region runs from base 1 to 555 and encodes 184 amino acids. The record is from RefSeq and is a predicted model, not a curated record. NCBI's taxonomy places the organism in Eukaryota, Viridiplantae, Streptophyta, Magnoliopsida, Malpighiales, Euphorbiaceae.
AUGGCCUCUAGUAGCUAUUCAUCAACUGCACCCUCUGUUUUUACAGUAGAAAACUAUGUCUUUUUAUCUGUCAAAAUAAAGGCCUAUCUAAGGGCUUUUGACCUUUGGGAGGUAGUGGAAACAGGGAGAGAUCCACCACCAUUGAGAGUUGAUCCUACGUUAACUCAAAUAAAGCAUCACUCUAAAGAAUGUGCAAAAAAGUAUAAAGCUUUGUCUUAUUUGCACCAAGCUAUAUCUGAUGUUAUAUUCACAAGGAUUAUGGCUUGUGAAAUAGCUAAAGAGGCAUGGGAUAAGCUUAAGGAGGAGAUCCAUAGCAGUGACAAAACAAGGCAGAUGCUGAUCUUGAAUCUCAUAAGAGACUUUGAGGUUUUGAGAAUGAAAGAUUCUAAAUUAGUAAAAGAAUACUCAGAUGGACUUAAUAAGACCAUAAAUCAGAUAAGGCUGCCUGGGGAUGAGUUAACAGAUAUGAGUAUAGUAGAGAAAGUGCUUGCAACCUUACUAGAGAGAUUUGAACAAAAAAUCGCUUCCCUUGAAGACUUUAAAGAUCUUUCUUAG